GUGGGUUGUUGUAGUAACGGGGAAGCGGAGGGAGGGGCUGUGACCGCCGGGCCGCUGUGUCCGGUCGCCCGGCCCGGCGCGCCCCACCCCGGGCGAUGCGGGAGGAGGCAACUGCUCCUGCAAGAUCCCUUGAAUCUGUAGGAAGGAGUCUCAGAGGCUACCGGGACUGGGCUAUAUGAAAACUCUCAGAGGAAAUGCCAGCUGGGAUUGCUCGAGGUCUGGAGGAAACUGGCUCAUCCUUACAGCAGGAGGAGGAGGAGGAAGAAGAUGUCAUAGAUGAGUUGGAAGAUCAUCCAUGUAUCAAGUGGACUGGUGGUGGCUGCAGGCGGAUCCCCAUCUUGGUGUUUCAUGCAGAAGCCAUUCUGACCAAUGACAGCUACCUCCGCCUAAUUGGAGAGCGCUACCACUUGUCCUAUAAGAUUGUGCAAGCAGAUGGCCGCCUGGUUCGAAGCAUUCUUACUGCCCAUGGAUUCCAUGAGGCGCAACCUGGUAGCAGCGAUUACAAUCUCAUGUGGACAGGAUCACACUUGAAGACUUACUUGCUGCGUUCUCUUACAGAUAUUCAGAAAGUCAAUCACUUCCCUAGGUCAUAUGAACUGACACGGAAGGACAGACUGUACAAGAAUGUCAGUCGUAUGCAGCUGGCCCAUGGAUUCAAAACAUUCCAUAUCUUACCUCAGACCUUUAUCCUCCCGACAGAGUACCAGAACUUCUGCAGUACCUAUUCUAAGGACAGAGGUCCAUGGAUAGUGAAGCCUGUGGCCUCUUCCAGGGGUCGAGGUGUCUACCUGAUAAACAAUCCAAACCAGAUAGUCCUGGAAGACAACAUCCUGGUUUCUCGUUACAUCAGCAACCCCUUGCUCAUAGAUGAUUUCAAGUUCGAUGUGCGCCUCUAUGUUCUGGUUACAUCCUAUGAUCCGCUUGUCAUCUAUCUCUACGAGGAAGGAUUGGCCAGGUUUGCAACAGUGAGGUAUGACCAGGCAUCCAAGAACAUUAGAAACCAGUUCAUGCAUCUGACCAACUACAGUGUCAACAAGAAGAGUGGAGAUUAUGUCAGCUGUGAUGAUCCUGAGGUAGAGGAUUAUGGAAGCAAGUGGAGCAUGAGUGCAAUGCUGAGGUACUUAAAACAAGAGGGGAAAGACACCGCAGCACUGAUGGCCAGUGUGGAGGACCUGAUUAUCAAGACCGUGAUUUCUGCUGAGCUGGCCAUUGCCACAGCUUGUAAACAUUUUGUUUCACAUCAUGGCACCUGCUUUGAGCUGUAUGGUUUUGAUGUGCUUAUUGAUGACACUCUCAAGCCCUGGCUGUUGGAAGUAAACCUAUCCCCAUCAUUGGCCUGUGAUGCUCCUUUGGACCUGAAGAUCAAAGCUAGCAUGCUCUCAGAUAUGUUUACCCUUGUAGGCUUAGUCUGCCAGGAUCCAGGCCAACGCUCAAGCCGGGACAAUUGUUCAUCUGAAUCUGUCAGGAGAAAUCCAUAUCAGAAGCUGCAGCGUCCUGUGUCUAUGCAGUCGCAAACAGCAAAUACUAAAUUGCGUACCCGUCCUUUGUCUGCCAGUGAUGCUGAAGUGAAAACCCUAAUGCCUUCAGGCAGGGAAAAAGUAACAGGAAGGCAAGGCACCUCUGUCCUAGGUCUCUCCAUGGAAGAGAUAAAAGUUCUUUGUCGAGUGAGAGAGGAGAAUGAACGGAGAGGAGGCUUCAUCCGGAUAUUCCCUACCCCAUUAACAUGGGAACUUUAUGGAUCCUUUUUAGAACACAAGACAUCAAUGAACUACAUGCUGGCUACACAUCUGUUUAAGGACAGGGGCAAGAUGAAAAGAGACUUCCCCACUGGGAGAUCCCGAGCAGGUCUUAAUGGAAAGCUGGAUAUGAGGCUGGAAGCUGUAGACUCUCAUGCUCUCUUUUAUGAGAGAAAGCUUGUUUCACUGGAGUUACGGAAGCGCCAGCGAUGCAAUGGCAAGUCUAAAGCAGCACAGACAGGAUCAUCAGGGACAUCAGAACCAAUGAAGUUGUCCCUCAAGUCAGGCACAGAAUGUGAGGAAGAAGAGGAGGUAGAUACAGAUGAAGAUGAGCUAGAUAGAACUGCUGGCUCUGUUUUGGACACUGAGGUGAAAAGUAAGCCAAAGCUCUCUGACUUGGUGAAAACUACUAGUAAGGAGAGGUUGCCAAAAAAACUUGACAAAAAACCUGGAGAUGGAGGAGAGCUGUUUCCUCAAAAAACAAACAUUCAGAUCAACUUGCUGCAGAUUCUUCGAAAGCAAGGAAAUCUGAGCAAAGUCCAAGCUCGCAGGGCUUUCUCUGCCUAUCUACAGCACGUUCAGUUGCGGCUGAUGAAGGAGGCUGGUGACCAGAUCCAGAAUUCUGCCUGGACUGCCAAAGAAGAUGAGCAAAUGGAGCUUGUGGUACACUUCCUGAGGCGAGCUGCCAGCAAUCUUCAACAGUCCUUGAAGAUGCUGCUCCCCAGCCGUCAUUUAGGACUAAAUGAUCGUCGUCGCGUCCUGGCUUACCAGCUGGGCAAGUUCAUAAUCUGUUAUAACAAGGAAACAGAGCAGAUGGUUCAGAAGCAAUCAAAAAAGAAACAGGAAGAGGAGCAGGGAGUGAAUCCUGAACUUUUUCAGAACUUCAUUAGCAAAGCAAGUGAAAGUGACCUGGCGGAAGUGCUGACCUUUUACACACAGAAGAACAGGUCAGCAAAUGUCUUCCUAGGAAAAAGCUCCGCAAGCACAAAAUGUGGCAACACCAGUAAUGAGUCAGAGAAACAGCCUCAAGAGGAGCAUCCUGAGGUGGUGAAAAAAAUAAAAGGUGAUCAGUCCAAAACUUCAGUUGCAGAUCUACUUGCAGAAGGAGCAUUAAAAGGCUGUAAACCCAAAGAAGUUUCAGAAGGACCCAUCUUCUCCUUAAACCCUGAAGUGAAAUUACCUCGGUGCAGCCCUUCUGGUGCUUCUUCCUCUACUUAUGGUGCCACAUUCCAGAGAAGUACCAGUUCCUGGACACCUUCUCAGCCUUCAGCAUCUGAAAAAUCACAGGCUGCUGCUCAGAUCUACAGCCAAAGAUUGUCCCGACCAUACUCUGCAAAAGUAGGUUUGUGCCAUCGCAGUUCAAGUGGGCAGCAUGUGGGCUCAGCCAGGAUGCACAAAGAUGCAGAAGAUACUUCUUCCCAGGACAAAAGUAAUAACCCCAGUAUGGUAGCAGCAGAACUGCAGCAGGUGGCAGAAAAGCAGUUAACAAACCUGAACUUGGCAAGUGGAACUAUAAGCAAGGGGAAUGCAGCCACCUCACAGAGCUACCAGUCAUCACUCAACAAAAGAGGGUCAUUGUUGGCUGUGCAGUCAGACACCCAUAUAGCUGACAAAAGACCUGUCUCUUCAGCUGUCAGGGCUCCAGAGAAUCAUCGUUUUGCCUGGGAAGGAGAGAUGGAGAACAGUGUCUACAACAAGGUGACACAGAGUCCACUGGCACAUCCAACCUAUCAGCUCAAUUUUGCUCUGCAACAACUUCAGGAGCUUAAACUUCAGUCACGACAGCUGUUGGAGCAAAGCCAGGCCCGGCACCAGACUCUCUUUGCCAACUACUCGCAAUUCAGCACCAGCCAUAUACAUAUGCCAGCUGGCUCUGAUGCCCACAAGACAUCAAGUGCCACUUCUAGUAUCCAGAAAACACCCAGUUUGCACAAAGUGAUGCCAUCCCAGAAUACGCCUUCUCAGCUGGUUCCAAAGCUGGUUCCAAAGCCUCCAGCAAACCACAGGCAGGCAGUGGUCAGAAAGGCUGCAGCCCAGAGGAUUUCCAAGGUGUCUUCCAUUGAAAGGCAGCUGAACCGAUUCCAGAACAGUGAUGCAUCCUGUGAGCCAGGGAGAAAUUCCACAGCCUCUGCUCGAAGAGGAGGACUAACACUGAACACCAGGAAAGAGUGAAGAGGAGGCCCUGGUGAGAGGACAACCCACAGAGGAGAGCAUCUGGACAUCUGUAGAAGAUGGUGAUACACCUGCAAGCUGAGGUGAAUGAUUGCCUCUGAGAGCUUCUGCUGCUGAGUCUUGGGGUCCCUUCCUCCCACCUCUUCCUGAUCACUAACUGUGAGAUCUUUCUAUGAGACACAGAUCCUCCAGCUGUCUGUAUUGUUCUUCCUAAGAUCCAAGUUUGAACAUAAAGUCUCAUUUGCUCAGCCAUUUCAAUCUGUCCUAGUUUGGUAACAGCCAAGAUUCUCUGCUGUCAUCACAUGGCAACAGCAGAGAAAAAUAUUAGAACGUAUGACUGGAGACAUCCGUGUUGGUUGCCAUCUUAAAUUUUGGCACAGAGCCAUAGAAAUGAUUGGUUUGAAUAAAGUAAUUUCAUUUGUUUGUUUUGGUUAUAAUUUCAGUUAUUAAUUCACACCCCCAAAAUAUUUGCUGUCAUAUUAGACAGGAUUUUAAAUCUGUCUUUAUGCUUCACUGGUGGAUGCUUACGUUCUGUGUGGCUUAUUUUUGUGGUUUGAUUUCUGUUUGUUUAGGCUUUAUAAACUUUUUUAAUUGGCUGAUGUUUUCAGACCCAAGCUUGAACCCUAAGGCCCAGGUGGCUCCUAUCACUUGCAAUAGUGGCUUGGUGAAGGACUCCAGUUAAAAUUUCCUUGUGCUAGAAAACAUCAGCAGCUGGAAAAUGUAUUGGAGAGAAGUUCCACCCAUCCUUAAAAUGAACAGGAAGCGGCUUCAGCUCUGGCUCUUUGUUGGUGCCAGGUUACAGGAAAACUCAGUAUUUUGCAACUUCUGCCUUGUCAAACAGCAAGUGAUGUGACUGUAAUUUUCAAAGGGUACAGAAUCUCCUGUUGUUUGUAUUGGGGCCCUCAGAGAUGGGAUUCUAACAGUUUGAUCUGUUUUCUUACUCCACAGCUUCCCUGUCAUUUCUAGUCCGCAUAGUCAGUGUACUUAGAGUGGGUUGGCAAGUAGAUAAUGUGGCUCACAGAAGAAACAGUGUUACAGGAGGAAAGUGUUUUCUCUUAAAAUGGUUGCGUUCAUGUUCACUCUUGGAUUGUGCAUAUUUUCUGUCAUCUAAGACUAGAUAAAUUGUGAGAAGAUUAAAUAAUUAUGUUCAUACUCCAUUAGUUUCACCAUCACUUGCUCCAGGCAUAAUUCAUAGGACAGAACGUGCAUUUUUCUAUUUCUGCUCCAGUCAUGCAUAUGACAGACAUUGAAUACUUAAUUUGUCCAAAAUGCAGUUCUCUGAUGUAGCUGCUCUCUUUCUUACUCCAUUGGUUUAUCUUUGAUUUCCUAGACAAUCACGUUCCUCUUCACUUUCUCUACGUUUUUCAGCUGUGUUCUUCAAGAAUCUCCAUAGCAUUUGUCUGCUGCCUGUGCGACCAUCACAUAUCAUCAGUGACCAACAGAUCUGUAAAAUCUUGUGAAGUUACUUUCAGAUCAUGUCCCUUCUGUCUGUAAUCACUGAAUUCCAUUCAUGGAAUUCUCUGAGAUAGGUGGUUCUACUUGUGCAUCAAGUUGUUGGCUCAUGAUUAGUGAAAAGUUAGUUGCAGAAGUUGUUACUUCAAACUUCUGCGUAUCCUGAGCAGCGGUGGGUUGCAGGACCUUGGGUCUGGCUUUUCACAGCCUACUCUGCUACAUGUGGUAUUGGCUACAGCCUCCAGCUCUGUUCGAGAACUGUCGAUGGGCCAUUUCCCUCAAAGACUUAGCUUCAGUAGCAGAUUCCAUUCCUUUCUUCCUCCUAGGGGGAUCUGAGUUAUCCUUUUUCUACUGGGUUUCAUGUGCAGGAUUAAGUAGGUGUAGGAUAUACACCCUUGUCAGCUUCAAGAGCAGUGAAGUCUUGCACUCUUUGUCCCUGGAAGAUUUUUCUUCUGCUUCCAACAAACAAAAAAAAAAACCAACAAAACACCCCAAGCCCAAAACAAAAAAAACCAAAACAGGGAUAUCAAGAUGGGUCCUUUACCUCAAGCCAAACACCUACACCCUGAACUGUUCAGCUUCAGGAUGUUUUAGGGCAGCCAGAGCAUCAGAGGAAAUAGCAGUAUUCCUUUGCCUUGCGUAUCUGCUGAUGCCAGCUCUGAGCACAAAUGCUGUUACCUUGGGAGCACAUGAAAUAGAGAAUCAGAAAAAAAUCCUGUGAUUCCAGCCUCAUAUUUUUUGCAUCUCCCUGUCCUCCUCAGCCUGGAGUCCGUGUAUGUCUUUGUGCAUGGUGGGUAUGGUGUACUGAAGGAUAACACACAUAUUUUGUCUCUUCGCAGCUGCUACCUCCAUGUCUGUCCCUUUUCAAAAGAGACUGCUUCAGUUAAGAGAUUUAAUGGGGAGGCAUAGAACUGUUUCCUGCACAUCUUGGAGAGAAGGUAUUUUACAGGAAUGUAAAAUGUUUUCUAGUACAAGGGAGGAAAGGAGAUUGGCAAACCAUUUCGGAUUUAUAAUAGUUGCACAUGAGGGGAGUGCAAUUAUAUAUGUGCUUCUCAAGUGGGGAUUAGUUUAUCUCUGCUUUUAUGACAUUUGCUUCCCUAUAUUUAUCAAUGAGUUUCAUUGAAAGUGCCUUUGUUCACUGUGGGAAAAUUACCCAAAGAAAGUCUCAACAUCAUUCAGCAUCUACUUCAAUGGUGAGAUUGGACAAUGUAAGCAAGGGAUCCCCCUCUUCUCUCCUGCUCAGUGAUGCUUGCAUCACUUCUACAUUAAGGAGCCUGUUCUGAUGAUAGAGAAUCAGACUUGUUAGUCUUGAAAGGGGUAAGGUGCACAUCAGAGUCCUGGAAGCUAAGGUAAUGCAGAGUUCAUACAAGCAUUUUGUGUUGUGUUUGAGCGAUGAGUGUACCACAACAAAAAUUAAGGGAGGAUAUUAGAUUUUCUCCUCUCCAGAAGCAGCUGACUUGUACUGAGUACAUGGAGUAUUAAGUUCACUUUUACAUGGUUCCUCUUGGCCUUUAAACAGCCUCACAAGUCAUGUGAGUGCCAUCAGUGGGAGAUCAUAUUAUGACACUAGAUAGACUACUUAGUCUUGGAUGCCAACAAGAAAUACUGAAAUUUCUAUUCUAAAGACAAGAUAUGCUUUUGGACAAUCAUUAUUUGUUGGAAAUGCUCCUCAUUAUGAUGCCUGGAAGGUCAACAGAUAUAUCUGGUUCCACACUGUGGCAAGAGGCUUUGGUAUCAAGACCUUUGUUUACUAGUAGGAAUCCUUAAUGCUGUGCCUCUUCCUCAUACCAGAAUAUGGAUAAUCUCCAUGUGCAUGGAGUUGAAUGGCUGGCAGUGUUGGAUCAUUCCUCUUCUUCAGCUCUGAAGGAGAUCAUUGACUUAUAGAUGAGUUUGCAGAACAGACUGGAUUCUCAGUUUGCAUUCUUUCGGGCCUGUACCUUGCACUAAUACAACAGUUCCAGUCAUUCUGGAUUAUUUGCUGGAAACAAAAGUAGUCUGGCUCCUGAUUUAUUUUUGUUAAGGUUUACUUAUCAAACUGCCAAAGACAUUUUUUCUUCAGUCAGUCCUACAUUUGCUGUUCAUGAUAAUCCUGGACUCACUCUUUGAAUCUGGGUCGGUUAUUUGCUGGUAUUUAAAUAGUUGGAUUUUUUUAGUUGCAGUAACUGGCUGGUUGAUCCUCUUCCUACUGAUUCCUUUCUGGACACAUUAUUCUGUGGAUCUAUCUUAAGUUUCUUUCAAAAGAAAGUUCUGAACUUUAUUUAAACCUGAGACUUGAUGCCCUUCUUUCUAAAACCUCAUGUUUCUAGAGCUAGGACAUCCUUGUUUAUGCCAAACAUCAGGAGGACCUUAUUGUAUCUUUACAGAAUCAGGUCAGUCAAACAGUCCUUGAGACAGGUGGAUAGAGCACAAAACUUAACAUUCAUAGUUCUCUUCAUGCAGAAAGUGGUUAAUUGGAAAAGAGGUGGGCAACGAGGACUGUAAGGGAGGUGAAAAGGGAGUAAUUGUUCACAGUCUUGCCCACUAGAAGUAGGAGCAUCAAAUGGAACCAAGAGAUACCAGAUUCAAAGAAAAAAAGAAAAAGGGGUGUGUGAUUUUUUUUCUUUUUUUUCACAGUGUGUAGUUGACCUGUGGAACUCAUUGUCACAGUUUAUGGUGGAUACAAAAAAGUGUAAAAGUGGUUUGAAAAGAGAAGUAGACAAAUCCAUGAAAAGGUAAUUAUUAGGGCAUAUUAAAUAUUAAAAUUAAAAAACAAGCAGGAAAUUUCUAAGACUUUUCAAGUGGCUAUUCUGGGGAAGUAUCACGGUGGGCUUUUCAAAAUUUUAGCUUGUCUGUCAGACAUGCUGUUGACCACUGUUAGAGAGAAGAGGUGAGAUAGAUGGUCUUGUAGUCUGGAUGUUUUAUUUUGGCAGUUGCAGUACAGCCUAAUAGAACAGCCAAGGCAAAGCUGCCUUCCAUAGCAGUGGCAUAUUGCACCAGAGUUCACUCUGUGGUGUUUGGUUCUCUAAGAAAAGUCUCUGUUGCUAACAUCUGCCAAGUUGUCACAUGCAGUUUAUCUACACUUCCACCUGAGUGGGCACUAUAUAUUGCAGAGGCUUUCAGAAUGAUGAAGCUCUUACAAGAGCAUAAAGGACACCAUGAUUCACCUCUAGAUAGGGGGGAUUUGGAGGGAAAGUAGGUUGGUGUAUGGAAGUAAUCCAUAAUAUGAUGUUUGUAAAUGGUUAAUCACUUAAAUAUGGAAAAGAAACUACCACUAACUGAAGCUCUUAAAUUAUCUUACUCGUACACAUUUCACUUCUCAUCAUCUUUCUCUUCUGAAGUGCUUAAGUGCACAGAACCUUCAUGGUGAGUGUGCACAACCACAGCACAUCUAAAAGAACUAUGGUACCUGGUAACUGCUUUUUUCCCCAUUUUAGAGUGCUACUGUCCUCUUCCAAAGAAUGAGAUUAAGUUUCCCUUUUGCCUUAAAGAUGAGUAGUUGGAAACACAAGCUGAUCUUCUCCAAAAUUAUUGGAUUCUGAGUUUUUGAAAUAGCCUCUCUGUACAGUUUUAACACAGAGGACAAACUCCACUGAACUAAAGGUGACAAACAAGACACCAAGUGUCUGUUAUCUUACCAAAAAAGGAUUUUACUGGCCCUCAUUGAAAAAGUGUUUUCACUGCUGUUUCCAAUUUAAAGGAAAGAAUCACCGAUCACUGUGGAGAUCCUGGUGUGAAGCCUUUGCCAGUGGUAUUCAGUGAAUCAUAAUGGUUCCCUAGGGAGAAGAGUAGACUUAACAGGGCCUCUUCUCUACAGCUCCAUGCCUACAGUGCACAAAAUGAGCUAUUAUUUUCAAAGGAGUGGCUUCUUUAUCUGACCUGUCAGACAAAAAAAGAUUGAAUUGGCCUUAAAAAAAUUCAUGAAAUUGUUAAGAAUUCGGGGGCUAUCUUUUAUUACCAGAAUUGUUAUCUUUUGUUUGGGGCAGGUGGAAGAGGUGCUGUUAUCUCUAAAAGCAAUUUCAGCAUUGUACUUGGCCUUUUGCCUACUUGUGUUCCAGGAUGUGCAACAGAAGAUAACCCCAGAACAUUAGUUUAAUUUGGUGUCUCUGCAAGAGAAUUUUAGAAAAUCUCAUUUCACCAUAAUUAUAGCAUUGGUAAAGUGUAGUCUCCUUUCCCCAGACUAAGAGACAAGUUACUAUAGUCAAUGUAGUUAGGUUUAAAAGUCAUAAAAUCUCCUCAAAAAAAAAAGUGUUCUGUGGUUAUUGAUCUAAUCUAUGUCUUAAGUACUACCAUGUCAAAAGUCAGGAAGGCAUCUUUGAAAAGUUCCUCUACUGCCAAGUCCGAAUGUUUGACUGUCAUCACUCCCUCAUUCUACUAUAAAAUUUGGGUAUUUUUCUGAGAUUGGGGAAGAAAAACAACAAGGGAUUUUCCCCCACUAUUUUCACUGAUUACUAUAUAGGAUUCACCUCAAGUGAACCACUUUUCAAGUGGUUUUGCUUUAUGUGUAUGACCUUUUGGAAAGGUUGUGCUGUGUUAGGUGUAUUUAAUACAUGUAGGAUGCCUGUGCCAUUCUUCAAGGUGUGCAGAUGGACAGCUGUGAAUUUUCUGGGAGGGCAAAUGAAAUUGUAGGCAUCCUAUUAGUGCCACUAUUUACAGUGCUUACAAUUCCAGUUGCAUGAUGCUUCCCUCCAUUCAAAUCAGGAUUGUCUUCCCUUCUGAAAGUGUGUUUUCUCCACUAUUUCUAAUUCUAGAAAUUCAUGGUGGCAUACAUUUUGUCUAUAAUAUCAUCUGGGAAUUUUUUUUCUUAUCCACAGACCUACAAAACUUGUUUCCAUAUGUCUACUGAAACUUUCUUAGGAAAAAUAUCUAAGAAUAAAGCUUGGUGGUUCUUCCUGCCAAAUUGUGGCUUUGCAAGUUUCAUAGGUCUUUUGAAUGAUUGCUUGGCUGAGAGCAGGUGAAAUUGAUAAGAAUUAAGGACAAUUUCAAAUGUGUAGUCAGCACAUUGUAACAGCUGCCACACCACAUUUCCCUGAGAUUUUUUGCCAUCGUCUUCUUGAUUUUGUUUCUUCGUAUUAGCACUACAGAGCACUCAGCAUGGUAGUGUCCGAAUGAGAUCUUCAGAUCCUAUAGUCAGAGAUUUCUGUAGCAAGUGUCCUUAGAGGGGGCAGAUGUGAAAUUGUGUCACGCAAAGCAGCUUGUUGCAAGCUGGAUGUCUUCCAGAGACUCUGGUCGCAAGUCAGGCAGUCUGCUACUGUUUUCCCCUACAAGUGGAAUUUCUUACAAAUCAUUAAAAACAGUGGAGGUCUCCCAGGCAUCUGGUCUACCUGCAAGAGAGUUUCAGCACUUCGAGGGACCAUAAAUUUUUGUUUCGAGAAAGAACCAGAACAUGGUUACGAAGACAUUCUCUAGUCAUUGCACUUUGUGCAUUGCACAAAUCCUGUAAGAUUUGCCCCUGGCUGCACAGCAAAUCUUUGUUUUGUCUGCUUCCUGAAGAGGAUAAUAACUUCAGGAGAAAAAAGAGAUCCUUCCUGAAGAAUGUCAGGAAGUCUCUGGUUUGAUAUGACCCAGCUGGCUCUUUCAUCAAGUGAUGUACAUGCACUGACCAUGAUAUAUUAGUACAAUGCCUCAUGCUGAUUUCUGUAUGUGAUGAAUGGAUAUCUGUAAACAGCUACUGAGAAAUGUCUGAGUGUUGGCAGACCAGAAAAGGAAGCCACCUUUGCUUUCUGCAACAUGCGUAACCCCAACAUGUAAUUAUUUAUUGCAUCGGUCUCUGUGGACAGCAAUGAGGUAUCAUCUUGCCUAGCCAACUAAAUGGAAUGAGAGAUGAAGAAUAUCACCCUGCACAAAGACCAAUGCCUCCCUGAAAGAGGGAGAAAUAAAUCUUGGUCUUCAGCAGAUGCAGCCUGAAAGACUGGUAUUCUUUGGUAUAAUUUAACAGUGCCAGCAUAUACCACAGGGGACAGAGUUUCUGUCUGAAAGCUGUUCACUAAGUUUGCAGGAUGUGGGAAACCAAUAAUGGGGGAGAGGGGGGUGUGCCGCAAACCACAGCUAUAAAGAAACCUCUAUUCUGUACUAGAUAUAAAGGUCCUUAUCCCUAAGUGUAUUUUCCAUCAAAUCACAGCCCAGUACUGGAAAAGGCCCAGCUACUUAGUUGAAUGCCUUCAGACCAUCUCUGCCAUCUUUCCUAUGCAAUCUAGCCCUAGAUAAGGAUGUUCUAAAGCAGCUGGGUAACUGAGGUCUAUAAUUUUUGAAAAGAGUCUUUCCUGGAAACACACUGUGACAUCCAAAGUACCGUACCAUAUUGUUUCUUAAGGGCAUAAGUGGCAUCUCAAAUGCAUUACUGUCAUUUAGAGAAGUAAGAAAAUGGCAACCAUUAAUCAGGCAUUUUCAUUUGCUGUAUUUCUUGUUGAUGUAUCUGAAUGCAUUUCUAAGACAAUCUAUGAGUAAAACGGUCUCAUCUCU
Strigops habroptila (Kakapo) is the source of this 11798-nucleotide messenger RNA. RefSeq names its product tubulin tyrosine ligase like 5 (gene TTLL5). The record is from RefSeq and is a predicted model, not a curated record. Bases 195 to 3908 code for a protein of 1237 amino acids. The transcript is spliced from 36 exons. NCBI's taxonomy places the organism in Eukaryota, Metazoa, Chordata, Aves, Psittaciformes, Psittacidae. Gene Ontology annotation, biological process: protein polyglutamylation; microtubule cytoskeleton organization. Gene Ontology annotation, cellular component: cilium. Gene Ontology annotation, molecular function: tubulin binding; tubulin-glutamic acid ligase activity.